UUAUAAGCUGCUGGAGUGGGGAAGGAGUUGAGAAAGGAAAGAAAAGAAGGCAGAGAGAAUAGUAGUAAUAAUAGUAGAGUUGCGAGGAAAUCGAGGAAGACGAGGAUGCAGUGGUACUUCGUUGCCGUACUUCUCACAAUUCUCACCAGCUCCCAGGGCAUUUUGACGACUCUAUCUCAGAGCAAUGGAAAGUAUUUGUACGACUAUGCCACUGUACCCUUUCUUGCUGAAGUUUUCAAGCUGCUUCUUUCUACUGUACUUCUUUGGAGAGAAUGUCGGAUAUCACCGUCUACCAGGGUGACCACAGAAUGGAAGAGUGUGCGCUUAUAUGUUAUUCCUUCAAUCAUAUAUCUAAUUCAUAACAAUGUUCAGUUUGCUACAUUGACUUAUGUGGAUACAUCCACGUAUCAGAUAAUGGGUAAUUUGAAGAUUGUUACCACUGCGCUAUUAUUCAGGUUAUUCUUGAGAAGGAGACUCUCUAAUCUGCAGUGGAUGGCAAUUGUUCUAUUAGCUGUUGGAACAACCACGAGCCAGGUCAAAGGUUGUGGAGAAGCAUCCUGUGAUUCUUUGUUUGCUGCUCCAAUCCAAGGCUAUAUGUUGGGGGUACUAUCUGCUUGUCUAUCUGCAUUAGCAGGUGUGUACACAGAGUUUCUUAUGAAGAAGAACAAUGAUAGCUUGUACUGGCAAAAUGUACAAUUAUAUACAUUUGGCUCAAUAUUCAACCUGGCUCGGCUUGUCCUGGAUGAUUACAGAGGUGGCUACGAGAAUGGAUCUUGGUGGCAACGCCUUUUCAAUGGCUACAGUAUUACAACUUGGAUGGUUGUUUUGAAUCUUGGAUCCACUGGCUUGUUGGUUUCAUGGUUGAUGAAGUAUGCUGAUAAUAUUGUGAAGGUGUAUUCUACAUCACUGGCAAUGCUUCUAACGAUGGUUUUGUCUGUGUACCUCUUUAACCUCAAGCCUACUUUGCAGCUUUUAUUGGGUACAAUCAUCUGUAUGAUGUCACUGCACAUGUAUUUUGCCCCUCCAAACAUGCUUGUGGAUUUGCCUACACAAGUCAGAGCUGCUCCUGAGAGCCUGAAAGAAGUAGCAGUUGAGCGAAGAACAGAUUCCUGAUGUUUCUUGCACAUCUCAAAAGACUAGCCUCUGCCAAUUGCUUAUUGAAAGUGGCAUGAAAGCAAUUGUUCUGCACAGCAGGCAUGAAGAAGCAUGAUGUCCUUUAAUCAGAACCCAUUCUACAAACAACUGAAUUCUUCUCCACUGUUAACAAAUGCUAUAUAACCCAUCUAUUAAGAUUUUGGCUCUAGUUUCGAAAGAAAAAAAUGGUCAAUUUUGUCUAAUUAUUUGCAGUAUCAGCUAAAAGUAGAAUUCAGAAUCAUUAUCAAUCAUGAGAUUCUUGUAAUGUAAUUCCUCUUAUGUCCAUUUUUUUCAUUGAUUACGAUCAUCCAUAAACAUUGUUUUAUUUGUUGAUGACAGAUGCUAUCAAGGUUCGAGAUAUUUGUCAGCCCUUUUCUUCAAAUUUUC
Populus euphratica (Euphrates poplar) is the source of this 1521-nucleotide messenger RNA. RefSeq names its product CMP-sialic acid transporter 1-like. The transcript has 8 exons. The record is from RefSeq and is a predicted model, not a curated record. Gene Ontology annotation, cellular component: Golgi membrane. Lineage: Eukaryota; Viridiplantae; Streptophyta; Magnoliopsida; Malpighiales; Salicaceae. Gene Ontology annotation, molecular function: pyrimidine nucleotide-sugar transmembrane transporter activity. Gene Ontology annotation, biological process: pyrimidine nucleotide-sugar transmembrane transport. Bases 106 to 1113 code for a protein of 335 amino acids.